This is a messenger RNA of Priapulus caudatus, 2289 nucleotides long. RefSeq lists its product as uncharacterized. NCBI's taxonomy places the organism in Eukaryota, Metazoa, Priapulida, Priapulimorpha, Priapulimorphida, Priapulidae. Bases 190 to 2289 code for a protein of 699 amino acids. The transcript is spliced from 4 exons. The record is from RefSeq and is a predicted model, not a curated record.
GAAGGAUAUGACAAUUCAAAAUAUGGCGACCCCCAUCAAUUUAUACAAAAGUUAAUGUGUUGCCAGUUCUCCACGAAAAAAUCAUAAAAUGAACAAAUAUUAAACCAAAGAAACCAGUAAUAAUAACUGUAAGGGUGGAUAAGCAGUACAAUGUGUAGUUUACACGGUUGUGCAUGAUGCACAUAUAAUAUGGCGUCUGCAAACACAUCUGCUAAAAAAUAUGCUGCUGGAACUAUGGAUGAGAUGGAUAUCAGCAGCAUGUUCCAUAAACUGGGGAACAAGUUGGGAUGGCAUGAGCAUGGUGAUUUGGACACGGCUAUACAGACAUUGUCAGCGAAGGCCAAACGACAUAAAUCGAAACUUAAGUUAUCGUCGGAAAAAAAGACGCCUGUGGCUAAAAAAGAAAAUAAGAACCCAACGAGUAAAAUGUCAGAUUGUAGAAACGUAUUGCCCCUAGCAGAGGAAUUGGGCGAUGUGAUGAAGCCUUUGGCUAAUUUUGAUAGCAAUAAUUGCUUAGAGCAGACCCCCACCUCCACUGGGAGUCUAAGUGAAAGAAGACGAGGAAAACUAUCCAGGAAGAAGGGAAAGUUGAGAACUAAAACGGACACACCAACUAACGUGGAAAAUCACCACACAUUUGCUUUCCCAGCCCCCGUCAGCCGAAACUCAGGUGCGCAUUCGAAGACGAAAACUAAUCGCUCGCGGAGAAUCGUCGACUGCAGCUCUACGGGUAGCGACCCCGAAUUCCAAUCGUCGUCAACGCAGGAAGACGGCGGCGGCAGCGACGCUAACGGAGAGGGUGGCGGUGGCGAUGACGAUGGUUUCUACGAGGACUCCAUCUUCAUUCACGGCGACGGCGACCCGGACGACGACGGCGGCAUCAAGGAGCUGCCUCCCGACGUCUCCGCCUACUUCUCGACAACGGUUGUCGCCGGCGACGGAUUCGCGGAGGCUGCGAGCUCGGACGGCGGUAACCGCGGCGACUAUGGCGGCACCUACGCGGACCUGCUCGCCGCGGAGGAUCGUUUCUCGCACGUGACCGUGCGCAGCCGCGGGCCGCGUCGCUCGCGCAGCAUCCUCGACGAAUGGGACGACGUGCCGGUGUCUGAGAGCACCGUCCUAUAUACCGGCGCAUCGCCCAGCGCGGGUCACGCACAAAACCUCGCUCGAGACGUAACACCUGCUGCGACGGGUGUUGCAGACUCUGCAGGCAUGCGCGAGGUGUCACCGUCCGUUAACAAACGGUCGACGAGCGAGGACACAAAAGCGAAAGAGCUAGAACGAGGGAAAAACAUUUUCUUCGAGCCGCCUUCGUUCACGAAAAAAGCCACCGCCAUGCCAAAGAGUACCGGAGGUAGUUCACUCGCAGAUUCGCGUGUGGCGGGAGCCGUCGAUGGCAAUUUCGGCGGGAAUUGGGAGCGAUUCGAUAGGAAGGUUGAGAGUUGGGGAAAGCUCAAGCGAGGAUCAUCUCUCUACUUUACGUGCCUCGACGAAAGCGUCUUCAUCCCCGAUCUGGCGACGAGGUUGCGCGUAAAAGAGGCUGCCGACAACCGCAAACCGCCGACGAAGGAAGCAGCGCGGAAAAACAUCUUUCAAAGCCUAACCGAUCUCUUACGCGAGGAGAAGACCAUCGGUGACCCUGGCGCGCCGUCGAAAGUCGACAGCGACUCGCCGGAAACGACGAACGCAAGUAAGACGAGCGUCGCCGAGGUCGUGAAUCUCGUCGAUUCGUCGGACGACGACGACCCCGGAAAUUCGCCGCGACUAAUCGACGAGCACGUGUCGCCGCGGCCGCGUCCUGGACAACGUGGCACCGUGUCGCCGCAUCCUGGACAACGUGGCGGUGUGUCGCGCCCGCGUCCCGGACGAGGUGGCGGAGGCGCGAGCGUCAAGAGUCGCGCCGUGCCGCCGACGAUCGUGACUCGCGCCGACCCCGCGUAUGCACCGCGCCUCGACUUCCUGGCGUCGCUGAGUGCACACGUGCCGGCGGGGCGGCAGCGACACGUGGAGGCUGCGCGCUACGUGCUCGAGUUCCGGCAUCGCCGCGACGCGCUCGUGCGACAGCUGUUCGCGCUCUACAACGCGCGCGCGUUCGAUGGACGCCUGCCUGCUGACCUCGCCGUGACCUGGAACGCUCGCAUGACGAAGACGGCGGGAUUCACUAACACAUUUGAAACCUCCACAACGAACGUCGUAUUUCCAAAAUACCGAUUGCGAAUUACCCGUAAUCAGAAGACACAAUACCGUGCGCGACUUACUCACUCAGCCCGUCCGGAGAAUACCACGUAA